AUGGAGGCUAGCGCCAAGAAGGUCAUGCUGAGGGACGAGAUCACGGAUGCCACCGCGGCCGCAUUCGCCGGCUCCACCGUCAUCCCCGACAGGUACGUUUGGCCCGACGAGACCGCCGGGUGGGGCAACACUGUCGUCGGAGACGAAGAGAGCCUCAAGCUUAUCCCCGUCCUAGACAUGGCCAGCCUGCUGGAUGGGUCACCAGAGGAGAUCGCCAAGCUUGGCGCUGCAUGCCGGGACUGGGGUUUCUUCCAGCUAAGAAACCAUGGCGUCGACGAGACGGUUGUGGAGCGUGUGAAGGAUAGCACCCGAGAGUUCUUCAGGUUGCCUCUAGAGAAGAAGAAAGCAGUGGGGAUCGUCAAGGCGGAAGAUGGCUUCCAAGGGUUUGGUCACCACUUCAACACGUCCAUGGGUAAACUGGACUGGGCAGAGAGUCUGCUCCUCGGAACGCAGCCAAUGGGACACAGAAACAUGGACCUGUGGCCUACUGAGCUGCCAACAUUUAGGGAUGGAGUUGAGAAGUACUCCCUAGAGAUGACCAAGUUGAAAAGCCUUCUCAUGGCGUCCAUGGCCAUUGACCUUGGGAUCAAACCAGAGACGCUCCUCGACACGGUCCAGGGUAAGAUCCAGAACAUCGUGUUCCACCACUACCCUCCGUGCCGGCACAACGCCGAUAAGGUGAUCGGCAUCCCACCGCACACGGACGGCCUCUUUUUGACGAUAGUCCUGGAGGUGGACGCCACGCCUGGCUUACAGGUUAGCAAUGGCGGCAGGUGGUUCCCUGUGCGGCCAUUGCCGGGGUCCCUAACCGUCUUCGUCGGUGACAUCCUCGAGGUCCUCACCAACGGCAGGUACAAGAGUGUCGAACACAGGGUGCUCGUCGAUGCCGAGAGAGACCGAACCACCAUCGCCACAUUCCAAGAUGCAUGCGUCGCCGGGAUGGUGAAACCGCUCCCCAAGCUUGCGGAGGUGGCACGGUACAUUUCUAUUGAGAAACACGACUACGUGCAUCGCCAGUUUCAGGCACUGACUGAAAGGGCAAACAUUGUCGAUAGCCUCAAGAUAUAG
This is a messenger RNA of Triticum turgidum subsp. durum (durum wheat), 1068 nucleotides long. The record is from the annotation of a GenBank genome assembly. Lineage: Eukaryota; Viridiplantae; Streptophyta; Magnoliopsida; Poales; Poaceae.